AUGCCUUCCGAAACACAAUCAUCCAAAUCCACACUUGCAUCCAACAUUACAAGUGAAUUUCAAGAAACUGCCCAGUCUCCUAUUUCUAUUCCUGUAGCUGAAGAAACAACCACUGAAAAAAUUAAUCUCGUCUCAAAUGAUUCUCAAGAAAAUUUACACACUCGACCCACUCAGAACAAUCAAUCUCGUUGUUUCCGUUGUCGAGCCAGGAUUCCUUUGGCAAAGCAGACUAUCAAUAAAUGUCGAUGUGAAUACGUUUUCUGUGACGCUCACAAGGUUCCAGAAAAGCACGAAUGUGAUUUCGAUUUCGCUAAAAUGGGUAAAGAUAUUUUGGCGAAAAAUAAUCCCAAGUUGAAUGAAGUUCCCAAAGGAGGUCGUUCGUUUAACCGAAUUGAUUGA
Diversispora eburnea is the source of this 399-nucleotide messenger RNA. NCBI's taxonomy places the organism in Eukaryota, Fungi, Glomeromycota, Glomeromycetes, Diversisporales, Diversisporaceae. The record is from the annotation of a GenBank genome assembly.